Messenger RNA from Drosophila elegans, 1933 nucleotides. RefSeq names its product putative phosphatidate phosphatase. Gene Ontology annotation, molecular function: phosphatidate phosphatase activity. The transcript has 6 exons. The record is from RefSeq and is a predicted model, not a curated record. Bases 674 to 1732 code for a protein of 352 amino acids. Gene Ontology annotation, biological process: phospholipid metabolic process; signal transduction; phospholipid dephosphorylation. NCBI's taxonomy places the organism in Eukaryota, Metazoa, Arthropoda, Insecta, Diptera, Drosophilidae.
UCGGGCGGCGUCGAACGGUGCGGAUGGUUAUCGUCGGGUUGGGUUGUUCUACUCCGGGUCUCACUCACUUACCAUUUUCGCAGGCGCUGCGCAUGCGAAACAAAUAGAAAAGCAGAACCGAGUGCGAACAGAACUAGAGCAAGAGCAAUAAGUAAUACCUUCGAAGUGACGAAAAGAAAUGAAAAGAAAAGAAAAUAAACAACAAUUAAGUGCAGCGGAAAAAUGCAGUCCAAAUAAUGGCUGAGAUUUUUACCUCGUAUUAUUUACGUUUGUGCGUCGCCAGCAGUAAUUAAGCAACAUUUUGACUCGGACUUAGCCGAUCGCAAUCGCUCAUCGCUUAUCGCUUGCGCAACAGCGUUUACCUUACCCAAUUUCGUACCGCCCACAAAACGCCGACACCGUGUGUUUUAACAACAGUAUCGAUUUGUUGGCCCUAUUUACAUGCUGCCUUAUCACAGUGCCUCGCAAGAGGGAGCGCCCAUUAGCACAUUCUAAAAAAAAAAAAACACUCCCGAGGAUUAUUCAAAUAUUUGUGAGUGUGUCUCGGACCGCCGAUAAGAUGACCACCCGUGUGGUAUCCAGGUGCAAUAGUGCCAUAAAUUGAGGCCAGUUUCGAACCGGGCCCCUCUUAAGCUCCAUCAGAUAAACCUUAGAAAAUUCCGCCUUAUCCACCAUGAGUACCCUUCGUCCGGGCAGCGUUUGCGAUACCACGCCGCUCCAGAGAUUUGAAAGCCAAAGCAGCAGCGGCGAAGAGCCCUCUUCACCGACGGCUUCUAGUAUUAUAGCCGCCGUCGCUGCUGCUGCUGCUGCAUCCCCAAACCAAACCCCCAGCCACAACAACAAUAAUGUUAAACUGGACCUACAGCUGCCAACUUUCGUUGGAAACUCCGGAAACCAUGGCUCAUUAUACAAACCGCCGUUGCGUGGCCCCCGUCAAAUCUUCGGAAGGAUUCUAAUGGAUCUCUGUUUGCUCAGUUGCGUGGGACUGCCAAUGCUGGGUUUUUCGCUUUGGGGUGAAGCCUUUAACCGUGGAUUCUUCUGCAAUGAUUCUACUUUGAAACAUCCGUAUAAAGAGUCCUCCAUGCCCAGCUGGUUGCUUUACUUGAUGUGCGGCGCACUGCCUUUUUCUGUGAUGCUCGUGGUGGAGUUCUUUAGGGCCCAGGACAAGCGUUUGCAUGGCCCUUUUGAGAAGCACCGAAUGGGCAGUGGCUAUCAUCUUUGUCACUUGGAGUUGCCCACUUGGCUGCUGGAGUGCUAUCACAGAAUAGGAAUCUUUAUCUUCGGUUUAGGAGUGGAACAGUUAACCACAAAUAUAGCCAAGUAUUCUAUUGGCAGACUAAGGCCUCACUUUUACACUCUCUGUCAGCCCGUUAUGCCAGAUGGCAGUACUUGCAGUGAUCCCAUUAAUGCUGCACGUUAUAUCGAGAAGUUCACCUGUGCGGCGGUGGAUAUAACUUCAAAGCAACUAAAAGACAUGCGACUUUCGUUUCCCAGUGGACAUGCAAGCUUUGCCUGUUAUUCCAUGCUCUACUUGGUGAUUUACUUACAACGCAGAAUGCACUGGAAUCGCAUGCGAAUGCUGCGCCACCUUCUGCAAUUCUUGCUGCUCAUGUUCGCCUGGUACACGGCUCUUACCCGAGUUUCCGACUACAAACACCAUUGGUCCGAUGUUUUGGCAGGAUCUGGCAUCGGUCUCACCUAUGCCGUUGUUGUGACCUCGACUAUGUGGUAGGCUGGACCCUUGACUAUUUUAAGGGGGUUGCAAACCCCUCACCCCACCGCGCUGAGCUGCAUUUCGCUUUAAGAUGUCUUGUCUGCUGAAAUUUCAGUUUUAUCCUAGUUUUAACUUUGACCAUGUCUGAAGAGGAGUAUCUAUUUAUCUACGUGUGAAAGAUUUUACUUAAUAAAUUUCAGUUUAAUGUGUUUUACCCUA